AUGCCCUCGUCUGCCAUGGUCCUCCCGGCCCAAACAAUGCAGGGCACUACUUCCCUUUCGGCUGGCGUAGACUCCACAUAUUGGGCUCAACCACAGGACUUCUCAUCCGACUCUGCGUCGCCUUUGUCGCCAUCGCAGGCUCUUCAUCUUUCACCAGCCACCAGCGCCACCACUCAUGGGAGCCUUGGUGGGAGUAUCAAUGGCGGUACCCCACCGGCGCAAACCCCGCAAUUUGACAGCGACAAGAGAGGGUCGCAGCAUGGACAGAAGAACAGCCAAAAGCCGUCAAACGACAGUCAAUCGAGAGCUUCUGUCGCUGUCGCAUGUGUGCCUUGUCGAAGUAGACACCUCAAGUGUGACGGUGGCGUUCGUUGCUCGAGAUGUAGGACUGAUAAUGUCGAAUGUACUUACAUCAAGUCACGGAGAGGCUGGAAGGGCAAGAGGAAGAACAAAGAAGAUGCCAGUGCACCUUUGGCUGUCAAUGGUCACAGCUCGAAUGAAGUCGCCAUCAGCAACAGCCAUCUGUCAUCACCAGAUUACUCAUAUAAUGGCGACACUGGCGCCAUAAAUCAACUCAGUCCAACCAAUGGGCUCAGUGUACGACCAGUUGCGCCUCCAGUUGCGCAGAUGAACCUCAAUGGGACCGCUCGCCUCAACCGCUUUGGUCACAUGGGACCUGAGACGGCUGUUCAGGCGUUUUACCACUAUUUUUACAAUUCACAUCCAUUCUGCCUACCAGAACAUAGAUUGCUGGAAGUAUUCCAGGACCGACAGGCACCACUACUCGAGUAUGCUGUUCAAUUCAUCGGUUCCAGUUUCAUUCCUUCUGUGCCUACAGAAAUGUACAAGGAGGUUCUCGAUCGCAAUAUCAACAGCGGAAACUAUUCACGAGACGCCUGGUCGGUACAAGCCCUCUUGCUCUUCGCCAUUGGACUACACGCACACAACGAGGUCCCACGAGCUGCCCAGAUCUUCGCCAUAGCGCAAAGUCUCUGCCUAGAUAUUGGCCUCCAUCGUAUAGAGUUUGCCCUCAUGCACGGAGAGGGUGACCCACAAUUGGAAGAAUGCUGGCGAAGAACAUGGUGGUCCAUGUUCACUGCCAACGGCAUGUUGACAGCUGUCAACCCAGGGGUGCAGUUCCGAUUGAAAGAUGUCGCAACUGAUGUCGGGCUACCAUGCGAGAAUGAGCAGUACUUCUCAGGUCAAAUCCCAUAUCCCAAUACCCUCCAAGACUACGACGACUCCGCCUUCCUUCCAACCCUCCCCGUCUUCAGCUCCUUCACCUACCUCAUUGACGCCAUACGCAUUCUCGGCAAAGUUUUCGAGUGUGCACGUCUUGACUCGACCUUCGAAUAUCACGCCGUCGAUGUGGUGGAUGGCUACCUCUGUAAUUGGCGGUUGCAUCUUCCCCCUUGCAAACUCGAUAUUGUCGAUAAUAACGGCCACGUCGACGAAGUGUUAUUCCAAGCACACAUGGUAAACGCGGGCAGCACCAUCAUGCUACACCGACCACGCAGCAACCUCGGUUUUGGCAGAGUCGAAGGCGUAAACAUCUGCGUACAGCCCGGCCAAGUCCUACUCCCCACCCAAACAAGGGAAAUCCACACGGCCAAAUGUCUCACUUCCGCUGAAAACAUCUCCUCACUCAUCCGUCUGCCUGGACAACUCCUCUACCAUACCCCCUUCUUCACAUGCGUCGUAGUCAUGGCAUCCGUGGUGCACCUCUCAUAUUGCAAUCUAUCCGCCUCGACGUUGGAACACUCCAACAAUACUCCAACACAUGGCCCAUUGCCAAUGUGGUCCUGGGCCAAGUCCGAGGUGUAG
Plenodomus lingam JN3 is the source of this 1824-nucleotide messenger RNA. NCBI's taxonomy places the organism in Eukaryota, Fungi, Ascomycota, Dothideomycetes, Pleosporales, Leptosphaeriaceae. The record is from RefSeq and is a predicted model, not a curated record.